AUGGUGCUAGGGUGGAUGUUCGCUGUCCUCCUGCUGGCCGCCGUCUCGUCUCGCCAUCAGCGGCCUCGUCUAUCUAUCACCGACCUCAACAAUUCAUCUGAUAUUUCUAUUAUUAUGUCUAACAUCGAAUUUGUAGAUGUCGAAGAAUAUUAUACACUUACAGAUAAAUCUCGUCACAAGCGAGAAUCUCACCCUCUGAUCGGUCCCUUCGACAUGUCGAAGAUGUCUAGAAAUAGAAAACGUCCCAGAGCCGACAAGCAGCUGCAGCCGACCGCUUCCCUGCUUCUCUCAAACGUAUCUGUAUCUGAUGUCUCUCAAGCUACGUCGUCUACUCCUGAUAACACUAAAAAUGAAAUCACAACCGAGUACAUCACCGACACUAAAAAUACACCCAAAGAAAAUAUACUAUUGAAUAAUUUAGAAAGAAGUACAAUGAAUAGUUUACUUGAAGGUGACACAAAAAAUAUUAAACUCGGGAACAUUACUUCGAUAGUUGAAGGAAAAUCAAAAAUAAGAAAUAAAAUGCCAAGGAAAUCUAAAAGUGUUGCGGCAAGAAAACGUGUUUUAAAUAUUAGAAAUAGUGCUGAAAGUUCAGUGAGAACCAGUGACUUACGACUGUUGAGUAAGAAAAAAACUGACAAUGAAAGUUUAUGGGCAGUGAAACAUGCAGCGGUCGUGGAAGGUGACAUCAUACUUGGAGGACUUAUGAUGGUCCACGGACGGGCCGGCGGCUCCUCCAGCUGCGGUCCACUGAUGGCUCAAGGCGGGGUGCAGGCGCUCGAGGCCAUGUUGUUUUCCUUGGACGAAGCUCAGAGAGCUGGACUCGCGCCGCCGGGAGUCAGGCUCGGAGCGCUCGUGCUGGAUGACUGUGACAGUGACACUCGGGGACUGGAGAUGGCCUUGGACUUCAUUAAAGGUUCGAUUGGCAACAUCGACGACGAGGAGUACGCUUGUAACGCCACAACCGUCAGGAAAGUGAUCACGGGAGUAGUGGGCGCCUCUUCUUCAGUGACUUCCGUACAAGUAGCGAAUCUGUUGCGACUCUUUAAGAUACCCCAGGUAUCAUUCUUCUCGACUUCUCCGGAAUUGUCUAACAAAGCUCGUUUCGAGUAUUUUACAAGAACUAUUCCUUCCGACCUUCAUCAAGUCCGAGCUUUGGUUGAAAUUGUGAAAAAGUUCGGUUGGAGAUAUGUCUCUAUCAUAUAUGAAGAAUCCAAUUAUGGUAUAAAGGCAUUUGAAGAGUUGGAAACUUUGCUUUUACGUGAAGACAUCUGUAUCGCAGUCAAAGAAAGAUUGGUGAAGGACUCAGGUGCGGCCGACGACCGAGCCUACGAUACUAUAGUAGAACGCUUACUAUCUCGACCGCGGGCCCGAGGUGUUAUCGUGUUUGGGUCGGACCAAGAAGUGGCAGGAGUGAUGGCGGCGGUGGGUAGGCGCGGGGCGGCGGGGUCUUUUGGCUGGGUCGGGUCGGACGGCUGGAGCGCCCGUGCGUUGGUCGCUGCUGGAAACGAACCUGUCGUCGAGGGAACAAUCAGCGUGCAGCCACAAUCCAAUCCCGUCAGAGGCUUCCGAGACUAUUUUCUUUCGCUCACUCCUCGGAACAACAUUCGUAACCCCUGGUUUGUCGAAUUUUGGGAAGAACAAUUUCGCUGUCGUUACCCCGGCAGCCCACGCUCUCGUACCAACGCUCAGUACGAGCCCUGUUCUGGUACGGAACGUCUUUCUGUCGACAACACGGAAUUCGAAGCCCAGCUACAGUUCGUCACUGACGCCGUGUGGGCGUUUGUUUAUGCUAUUCGGGACAUGCAUAAGGAUGCGUGCGGUGGUAAACCGGGACUGUGUGACGAGAUGCGACCUGUUAGCGGCCCCGUAUUGUUGCGAUACUUGCGACAAGUGCGAUUUAUAGGUCUUAGCGGAGACGAGUUUCAUUUCGACUCACAUGGUGACGGACCAGCUCGAUACAAUAUUUUACAUUUCAAACAAGUUUCACAAGGAGUCUAUCGUUGGGUUAAAGUGGGUCGCUACCUUGAUGGAGUAUUGGAAUUGAAUAUGGACGAAAUUCAAUUUAAAUGGGAUCAACCAAAACACCCAGAAUCAGUUUGCAGCGCUGAAUGUGACACGGGACAAGCAAAACAAUAUGUGGAAGGAGAGAGCUGUUGUUGGCACUGUUUCAAUUGCACUCAAUAUGAGAUCCGGUCUCCAUCGCUGGAGACGUCCUGUGUGGCUUGUCCUCUUGGCACUCUUCCUGACGCGCGCCGCAUGCACUGCGCUCCCGUGCCCGAGCUCUACCUCCGCCCCGACACGCCCGCAGCUAUCGGCGCCAUGGCUUUUUCAUCAUUGGGGAUACUCUUGACAUUGGUCGUGGGUGGUGUGUGGAUCGCCCGUCGUGGUACGCCUGUGGUACGAGCGAGUGGUCGUGAGCUGAGCGGUGUAUUACUCGCCGGUAUAUUCAUGUGUUACCUCGUCACCUUUGCGCUCGUAUUGCGACCUACUGACUUCCUCUGUGCUGUACAGCGAUUCGCAACAGGUUUUUGUUUCACCGUGAUUUAUGCAGCUCUCCUCACCAAAACGAACAGAAUAGCUCGUAUAUUCGAUGCCAGCAAACAAUCUGCGCGUAGGCCCUCACUAAUUUCACCCAAAUCUCAACUUCUUAUUUGUUCUAUUUUGGUGUCAAUUCAGGUCGUCAUCGUGGUCGUAUGGCAGUCGGCGUCACCGGCCCGCGCUAUUCACCACUAUCCUACUCGCGAAGACAACAUGCUGGUUUGUGACUCUUACGUCGAUGCGUCUUAUACGAUCGCUUUCUUUUAUCCCGUCGUACUCAUCGUCGUCUGUACCGUGUACGCCGUUCUCACCAGGAAGAUACCUGAAGCUUUUAAUGAGAGCAAACACAUUGGAUUCACAAUGUACACGACCUGUGUCAUCUGGUUAGCAUUCGUACCUCUAUACUUCGGCACCUCAAGUCAAGUGCCGCUGCGCGUUACGAGCAUGGCGGUCACCAUAUCACUGAGCGCCAGUGUCACGUUGGCCUGUCUGUUCGCACCUAAGAUGCACAUCAUACUGUUUCACCCAGAACGUAAUGUUCGUGGCACCUUGACGGCGUCCCGGUGGCGCGGGAGAGGCACGGCGCCGGGCGCGGUGUGCGCCGCUCUGGUGGGAGCCGCGCCUCUCCCUCGCUCCGCUCACACUCCGUCCACUGACCUCUCCACACUCGACGUCACGGAGCGGUCGACGUCGACGGAUCGUCAGGUACAGACGGACGAAAUCGAGCCACUGCCUCGUAAUUGUGCCGUAGAACGGAAUGGUCUCCAUUUAGAUCCAAACAAAUUAUCCGAACUGACUUGCGGACUUCCCACUUUCGAUGGUGUGGCCAUUAGACGCCGGCCAAGAGACGAGUGCACAGCGAGACUCGCGGUCGCUGUGGUCGGAGCUCGGACGGGGUUAUAGCAGGAGCGGCGGGAGACACGUCUGCCGGUGUUUGUUUGAUGAUGUUAAACAGACUGCUAAUAAAGUGUGUUCUCUCGGAGUCUUGGUCUCUGGUCAGGUGUUUCUGUUAAUUCAACUAUGUAAAUAUUUUAAUGGAUGACG
Danaus plexippus (monarch butterfly) is the source of this 3585-nucleotide messenger RNA. RefSeq names its product metabotropic glutamate receptor 2-like. Gene Ontology annotation, biological process: G protein-coupled receptor signaling pathway. Gene Ontology annotation, molecular function: adenylate cyclase inhibiting G protein-coupled glutamate receptor activity. The record is from RefSeq and is a predicted model, not a curated record. Gene Ontology annotation, cellular component: membrane. Lineage: Eukaryota; Metazoa; Arthropoda; Insecta; Lepidoptera; Nymphalidae. The coding region runs from base 1 to 3444 and encodes 1147 amino acids. The transcript is spliced from 17 exons.